AUGCUCUCGCUCAGUAGGACGAUUGUCCGGGCGCGGAUUGCCCGGAUACCUCUACGUCAAUGUCCUGCCAUCCGUGGAUCAUUCUCUCGAACCUACGCAACUCCCAGCCCCAGCUCGAGUUCUCCCGAUCCAAAUGACAGCUUCCUCUCCGGAAAUACCGCAAACUACAUUGAUGAGAUGUACAUGCAAUGGAAGGAGGAUCCAUCAAGUGUACAUGUCUCAUGGCGGGUCUACUUCAAGAACAUGGAGAACGGCGACAUGCCAAUGUCCCAGGCCUUUACGCCUCCCCCAACUCUCGUCCCUACACCUACCGGAGGCGUCCCAAGCUUUGUUCCUGGACUCGGAAUGCCUGCUGGAGAAGGCUCUGAUGUUACGAAUCAUUUGAAGGUCCAACUCCUCGUUCGCGCAUAUCAAGCUCGUGGUCACCACAAGGCCAACAUCGACCCUCUUGGGAUCCGACGUGAAGCGAAGGAAUUUGGCUACAAAGAUCCGAAAGAGCUCCGUCUGGAUCAUUACCAGUUCACCGAAAAGGACUUGGACUCCGAAUACAAUUUGGGCCCGGGCAUUUUGCCACAUUUGAAGAAGGAAGGCAGAGAUAAGAUGUCAUUGCGGGAAAUUAUUGCUACGUGUGAGCGCAUCUACUGCGGCUCCUACGGAAUCGAAUACAUCCACAUCCCAGACAGAGGGCAGUGCGAUUGGCUACGGGAGCGCGUUGAGGUUGAGCAACCUUUCAAGUACUCCGUCGACGAGAAGCGCCGCAUUCUCGAUCGCCUAAUCUGGAGCUCGAGUUUCGAAAGCUUCUCGGCUGUAAAAUACCCCAACGACAAGCGAUUUGGUUUGGAAGGUUGUGAAACUUUGGUGCCGGGAAUGAAGGCUCUCAUUGAUAGAAGUGUUGAUUAUGGUGUUAAGGACAUCGUCAUUGGAAUGCCUCAUCGUGGCCGCCUCAAUGUUCUUAGCAAUGUCGUCCGCAAGCCCAAUGAAUCAAUUUUCAGCGAGUUUGGAGGAUCUGCAGCUGCGGAAGAUGAAGGAUCUGGAGAUGUCAAGUACCAUUUGGGUAUGAACUUCGAGCGACCGACACCAUCUGGCAAGCGUGUCCAGUUAUCCCUUGUUGCCAAUCCUUCUCAUCUGGAGGCUGAAGAUACCGUGGUCUUGGGAAAGACCCGAGCUAUCCAGCAUUACAACAACGAUGAGAAGGUGCACACCUCCGCUAUGGGUGUCCUUCUUCACGGAGAUGCUGCUUUUGCUGGCCAAGGCAUCGUCUACGAGUCCUUUGGACUUCAUGCCCUCCCUGCCUACUCCACUGGUGGCACCAUCCAUUUGGUAGUAAACAACCAAAUUGGUUUCACUACCGAUCCCCGAUUUGCCCGUUCGACCGCCUACUGCACAGAUAUUGCCAAGUCAAUUGAUGCCCCUGUGUUCCAUGUCAACGCUGAUGAUGUUGAGGCUGUUAAUUUUGUGUGCCAGUUGGCUGCUGAUUGGCGUGCUGAGUUCCGGAAAGACGUGGUAAUCGAUCUUGUCUGUUACCGGAAACACGGUCACAAUGAGACUGACCAACCGUCGUUCACUCAACCUCUAAUGUAUAAGCGUAUCCAAUCCCACGAGCCACAAAUCGAUAUUUAUAUCAACCAGCUUCUAAAGGAAGGUAGCUUUACUAAAGAGGACAUCGAUGAGCACCGCAAGUGGGUUUGGGGCAUGUUGGAGGAAAGUUUUGCGAAGAGCAAAGAUUAUUCACCAACAUCGAAGGAAUGGACUACAUCGGCAUGGAACGGUUUCAAGUCACCAAAAGAACUGGCCACCGAAGUCCUUCCUCACCACCCCACAGGCGUCAACAAACAGACCCUGGAGCACAUCGGAACAGUGAUUGGCACAGCUCCAGAAGGCUUCAACGUUCACCGGAAUUUGAAGCGUAUUCUUGCAAAUCGUGUCAAAACUGUGAACGAGGGUCAGAAUAUCGACUGGUCGACUGCCGAGGCUCUCGCAUUCGGAUCUCUCGCGAGCGAAGGUCAUCACGUCCGUGUAUCUGGACAAGAUGUAGAGCGUGGAACCUUUUCGCAAAGACAUGCUGUCUUCCAUGAUCAAGAGAACGAAGAGACUUAUACCCCCUUACAGCAUGUCAGCAAGGACCAGGGCAAGUUUGUGAUUUCAAAUUCUUCGCUGAGUGAAUUUGGAGUUCUCGGCUUUGAGUAUGGAUAUUCUCUAUCUUCGCCUAACGCUCUCGUCAUGUGGGAGGCGCAAUUCGGAGAUUUUGCCAACGGAGCACAAGUUAUUAUUGAUCAAUUUAUUGCUUCUGGUGAGGUGAAAUGGAUGCAGAGAUCCGGCCUCGUUAUGUCCUUACCUCACGGAUAUGAUGGACAGGGUCCUGAGCACUCUUCUGGUCGCAUGGAACGAUUCCUCAUGCUGUGUAACGAUAAUUCUAGCGAAUUCCCAACGCCACAACAGCUCGAAAGACAGCACCAGGAUUGCAAUAUGCAAAUUGCAUGCAUGACAACUCCUGCUAACUUGUUCCACAUUCUGAGGAGACAAAUGAAUAGACAGUUCAGAAAACCCCUCAUCAUAUUCUUCUCCAAGUCUCUCCUUCGUCACCCUGUCGCAAGAUCACCGAUCGAAGAUUUCACUGGAGAUUCGCAAUUCCAAUGGAUCAUCCCAGACCAGGAGCACGGUAAAGCAAUCGCUGAACCGGAGGAGAUCGACCGAGUGAUCCUCUGUUCUGGUCAGGUUUAUGCCGCACUCAUCAAGCACCGUGCCGAGAAGGGUUUGAAGAACGUCGCCAUCACUCGCGUCGAGCAAAUCUUCCCCUUCCCAUGGCAACAACUCAAAGAGAACUUGGACAGCUACCCUAAUGCCAAGACCAUCGUCUGGUGCCAGGAAGAGCCUGCCAAUGCUGGUGCCUGGGUCUUUACGCAACCUAGAAUCGAGACUUUGCUGAACAACACUGAACACCACGACCACAAGCACGUCAUGUUCGCGGCACGCAAUGCUAGCGGUAGUGUAGCAACGGGAUUGAAGAAUGUGCAUACGAAGGAAGAGACUGAAUUGUUGGAACGUGCAUUCAGCAUUGUUCAGGACAAGUUGAAGGGAGAGUAG
Lachnellula hyalina is the source of this 3084-nucleotide messenger RNA. RefSeq names its product 2-oxoglutarate dehydrogenase, mitochondrial (gene KGD1). The transcript has 2 exons. Lineage: Eukaryota; Fungi; Ascomycota; Leotiomycetes; Helotiales; Lachnaceae. Gene Ontology annotation, cellular component: oxoglutarate dehydrogenase complex; mitochondrion. Gene Ontology annotation, molecular function: oxoglutarate dehydrogenase (succinyl-transferring) activity; thiamine pyrophosphate binding. Bases 1 to 3084 code for a protein of 1027 amino acids. Gene Ontology annotation, biological process: tricarboxylic acid cycle. The record is from RefSeq and is a predicted model, not a curated record.